AUGGAUCGUAGUUGGAUGCAAAAAAAUCGCCUAUCCGAGGAGUAUAAGAAAGGAGUGUUAGAGUUUUUGAAAUUUGCUGAAACUAAUCUUCCUGAAAGUAAUGGAAGAUUUCACUGUCCUUGUGCUAAGUGUGUAAAUAUUGCACCUUUAGAGGCUCACAUCGUAUGGGAACACUUAGGAGUUAACGGGAUUUGUCAAAAUUAUACAAAGUGGAUAUGGCAUGGUGAAUUGUCUGACGCGCCAAAGGCCUCUCCUAAAGAAGAGUUUGAUGUAGAGAUGGGUGAUCGUCUAGAAGAUAUGAUCCGUGAUAUUGGACAAGACUCUUUUCAACGGGCAAAUAUACAUGAUACUCUUUGCAAUGACAGUAAAAUCCCUUUGUAUCCAAAUUGUAAAAACUUCACACGACUGUCGGCUGUGCUAAGAUUGUUCAAUUUGAAGGCGAUUAAUAGUUGGACAGAUAAAAGCUUCACACAAUUGUUAGAGUUGUUGAAGGAAAUGUUACCGGAAGAAAACAUGUUGCCGAACCGGGCCUAUGAGGCAAAAAAGAUAUUAUGUCCAAUGGGUAUAGAAUAUAAGAAAAUACACGCAUGCCCUAAUGACUGCAUAUUGUAUUGGAAAGAUAAUGAAGAGAAAGAAAAAUGUCCCAAGUGCAUGACAUCACGCUAUAAGAAGAAGAGUGAUGAUGAAGGUUGUGAUGUGACCACAAAGGGUCCUCCAGCAAAGGUGUUAUGGUACCUUCCAAUUAUUCCAAGGUUUAAGCGAUUGUUUGGUAAUUUAAAUGAUGCGAAGAAUAUUAGAUGGCAUGCAGAAGAAAGGAAGUGUGAUGGAAAAAUUCGGCAUCCAGCCGACUCUUUGCAAUGGAAGAAGGUUGAUACUUUAUUUCCAGACUUUGGCAUUGAACCAAGAAACCUUAGGCUUGGACUUUCUACUGAUGGAAUGAAUCCAUAUGGUAGUUUAAGUAGUAACCAUAGUUCAUGGCCCGUUCUCUUGAUUAUCUAUAAUUUAUCUCCUUGGUUGUGCAUGAAGAGGAAACAUGUUAUGUUAUCUAUGAUGAUUUCUGGACCAAAACAACCAGGAAAUGACAUAGAUGUUUAUCUAAGCCCGUUGAUUGAUGACUUAAGAAAGUUGUGGGAUGAAGGAAUUGAUGUAUUUGAUAGUUUUUCAAAUGAAACUUUCAAAUUGCGGGCUAUGUUAUUUUGCACCAUCAAUGACUUUCCAGCUUAUGGUAACUUGUCUGGUUAUAAAGUUAAGGGGCAUAAAGCAUGCCCUAUAUGUGAAAAAGAUACAUGCUACCAUCAAUUAGAGAAAGAAAAAAAGACUGUUUACCUUGGACACCGAAGAUUUCUUAAUCAUAAUCACCCAUAUCGAAGAUUGAAAAAGGCUUUUAAUGGAUAUCAGGAGUAUAAAGUUGCCCCAAAGGCCUUAACUGGAGAAGAAGUCUAUCAUCGGAAUUUCAACAAACUAUUUGGGUUUCUCGAUCCAAAUAGGAUACUAGUUCACACAAAACCGGCCGAAGUUAUUCAAACAUACAUACAAAAUAAGUUGGAUGGAGAGCCAAAAAAAUGUUAUUUAGGACCAUUGCUAAAUAGCAAUCACUGGCAAUUGUUUGUCAUUUGUCCUGAAGAUAAUAUUAUUUUUUGGUUUUGUUCAUUAAACAGAUCUCCUAAGAAAAAUAUUAAGGUCAUAUUGGAGGGAGCUCUAGAAGGUUAUCAUUUAUUAAGAGGUAUUAAGAAGAAGAAGCCUAAUUGGAAGAAUAUUAUGGGGCAUCAACAAGAUAACGGAUGGGCAUGUGGAUAUUAUGUCAUGAAAAAUAUGUUUGACAUUAUUGAUGCUUGUAUUGUUGAAAGAUUCAAUGAGAUAUUCACAGACACCUCAUCAUAUGAAAAAGAGUCAAUUGAUCACAUCCGACAACUUUGGGCUCAAUUCUUUUUGCAAAAGGUUGAAGAGCAAGAGAACCAGGAAAAGAAAGAUUUAAUGACAAAACAGAAGCGAUUAAAAAAAACUUAUAUAUAG
Molecule: messenger RNA, 2013 nt
Organism: Lathyrus oleraceus (garden pea)
Lineage: Eukaryota; Viridiplantae; Streptophyta; Magnoliopsida; Fabales; Fabaceae
Exons: 6
Coding region: 1-2013 (670 amino acids)
Source: RefSeq, a predicted model, not a curated record